AACGAAAUGAAGUAAGUUUCACUUUCAGUGUAUGCGUGUCAGACAGAAUCUUCAUUCACAAUGGCGGCACCUCAGCUUCAUUUGUCCCCUGAUCGGUACUCGUGCUCGGUGUGUCAGGAUGUCCUGAAGGAGCCCGUCACCAUCCCAUGUGGACACAGCUACUGUUGGUGCUGUAUUAAUAAGUACUGGGACCAAUCAGAGAAAGAGGGCACCUAUAACUGUCCUCAGUGCAGAAGAACAUUCAGAGUGAAGCCAGAGCUUAAUAGAAACACCAUAUUGGCAGAUAUAAUAGAGAAACUCAAGGAAGUGCGAGUAGAUAUGAGUCCGUCUCAAAGUUAUGCUGGACCUGACGAUGUUCCGUGUGACUUCUGUACCCGGACGAAGCUGAAAGCUGUGAAGACUUGCCUGACCUGUAUGGCCUCCUAUUGUGAUCUUCACUUGCAGCCCCACUGGGAGUCUGAAACCUUUAAAAAACACAAACUGGAGGCACCGACUGGAAAAUUCAAACAGAAACUCUGCACAAAACACCAGGAGGUGUUGAAAAUCUUUUGUAGGACUGACGAAAGCUGUGUCUGCUUAAUGUGUGCAGUGACUGAGCACAGGAGUCACGACAUGGUGGCGAUAGAUGAAGAGCGAGCUGGGAGACAGGGUCAGUUGGAAAACAGAAAGGCUCAAAUGAAAAAAAGAAUUGAAGAGAAAGAGAAGAAGCUGAGAGAGAUGAAGGAGAUGGUAGUGAGGAUUCAGAGCUCUGCAGACAGAGAUGUUCAAGAACAAGAGGAGAACUUCAAGUCUGUGCUUGAGUCUAUUAAGAGGCUGAGGUCAGAGGUCACCGAGAUGAUUAGGGAUUACGAGAGAAGGGAAGUGAGAAAGGCCCAGGAGAUCAUUAAUCACCUGGAGAAGGUGAUCAAAGAGCUGAAGAGGAAAAAAGUUGAGCUGGCUGAGCUUUCACAGAUGGACGACCACAUCCACUUCUUAAAGAUGUUUCCAAAAUUUUCUGGCCCUUUAGGCAAUGGAAACACACCCAACAUUACAGUUCAUGAAGAUAUUUUGCCUGGGGCUCUGAGGAUGAGCCUUUCUUAUUUGAAGAAGCAUCUGGAUGAGAACAACAGCUGGAAGUUUGUGCAGUCUCAAGAGGCUGGUGUUGAUACAUUAGAUUAUGUUCUACAGAAUCUGAGAGAUAAAAAUUGGCUUUUAAAAUAUCCAGAAUCUAAUCCAGCAAUUUAUCGAAAAUGUUAUCGAAUUGUACUGCUUGGGAAAAUGGGAACUGGAAAGAGUGCAUCUGGAAAUCUCAUCCUCGGAGAUGAUGCAUUUGUGUCAUCAAUUUGCAGUUCAUCAAUUACAAACAGAUGUGAGAAAAAAGAAGGAACAGUCGAUGACAUAAACGUUUGUGUGGUUGACACCCCUGACCUCUUUGAUGAGUCAGAAGGGACUGUUACAGAGAUACUGAAAUGCAUGGAGUUGUCUGCCCCCGGCCCCGACGUUUUCCUGCUAGUACUGAAAUUAGGUCGCUUCACUAAAGAGCAGAGAUAUACUGCGGAGAUAAUCAGAGGAAUUUUUGGCCCAGAUAUACUGAAAUACACUAUAGUUCUUUUCACUUGUGGGGAUCUUCUGAAGAACAAAACAGUUGAAGAUUAUUUGAAAAACGCUGAUCAAAGCCUGAAGAAUCUGUUGGAGAGCUGUGGUAACAGGUAUCAAGUAUUCUCAAAUAAUGACAUCAAAAACCGUGAACAAGUAAAGGAGCUGCUGAGAAAAAUAAAAAGACUUAAAGAAGAAAAUAGUGGUUGUUACCAUAAGAGAUAUAUUCCACACAAAACAGAGUACUACCAGCAGAGGAUCAAAGUGUACCAGGAGCACUUCCGGGUGCACUAUAAAGGAGGCCGCCUCACUCCGUUCGAAGAGCCACAGUUGGCAGGGAAGAGAAAGAAAGCGUCAAAGACCUGCGUGACCUGCAUGGUCUCCUACUGCGAAACUCACCUUCAACCCCACUAUGAGUCUGAAGCUCUGACGAGACAUAAACUGGAGGAGCCGACUGAAAACACUGAAAAGAAACUCUGCAAAGAACAUCAGGAAUUUCUGGAACUCUUCUGUAGGACUGAUGAUCUCUGCAUCUGCUUAGUGUGCGCGACAACGGAACACAAAAGUCAUGACACGGUGACCUCCAGUGAAGAGAGACGUGGGAGACAGAAUCAACUAGACAGCAAAAAAGAUGAAGUGAAAAAGAAAAUUGAGGAGAAAAAGAAGAAACUGGAGGAGAUGAAGGAGGCAGUAAAGAGAAUUGAGGAAUCUUCACAACAAGAAAUACAGAAACACGAGGAGACCUUCAAGUCUGUACUUGAGUCCAUUGAGAGACUGAGGUCAGAGAUCAUUAAACUGAUAAAAGAUCAUGAGCAAAGGGAAUUGAGAAAGGCUGAAGAGCUCAUCGAGUGUCUAGAGAAGGAGAUCGAGGAGCUGCAGAGGAAAGCCACUGAGCUGGCCAAGCUUUCACAGACAGAAGAUCACAUCCACGUUCUCAGGAAGUUACCACUUCUCUGUGUCCCUCUUGGUGAUGGAGAUGCACCAGAAAUCAAAAUUAAUGAAGAUUUACUGCCUGAGACUUUGAGGACAAGCCUGUCUGAUCUGAAUAAGCUCCUGGAGGAGAUGAAUGGCUGGGAGUUUGUGAAGACAGAUGUGGCCGGUGUUCAAAAUUCUGGUCACAUCCUGCAGAACCUGAGGACCAGAAAUGGACUUUUAAAAUUUUCACGUCAGCUCAUCUUGGACCCCAACACGGCACAUGGACGCCUCCACUUGUCCGAAGGGAACAGAAAAGUGACUUAUGAGAAGAGCAAGAACAUCCAACAUGUCUCGCAUCCUGAUGGAUUUAAUUUUUGGUCUCAAAUUUUAUGCAAAGAUUCUCUGAGUGGGACUCGCUGCUACUGGGAGGUCGAGUGGAGUGGAGAAGCGGCAGCAAUUGGAGUCGCAUAUGAAGGAAUUGAAAGAAAAGGAAAAAGCAGGCAGUGUCUCCUUGGAUUCAAUGAAAAGUCCUGGUGUUUGCACUGCUUUGAUUCCAGUUGUUCUGUGUGGCACAAUAAGAAGAAGACUGACAUCAGUGUCCCCUGUGGUCACAAAAUAGGCGUGUAUGUGGACGGCAACGCUGGCUCUCUAUCCUUUUAUAGCAUCUCAGACACCUUGACCCUCCUGCACAGGUUCCACACUUCCUUCACCGAGCCACUCUAUCCAGCAUUUGGGCCAGCAUUGGAUUCUAACAUAACAAUUUGCCCUCUGAACCCAUCUGACCAGUGACCAGU
Messenger RNA from Polypterus senegalus (gray bichir), 3284 nucleotides. RefSeq lists its product as uncharacterized. Gene Ontology annotation, molecular function: protein binding; zinc ion binding; GTP binding. Lineage: Eukaryota; Metazoa; Chordata; Cladistia; Polypteriformes; Polypteridae. The record is from RefSeq and is a predicted model, not a curated record. The transcript is spliced from 14 exons. Bases 61 to 3279 code for a protein of 1072 amino acids.